AUGGACGAGCAGACUCGAAAUGAGUUGCUCUCCCAGGCAAAAACAAGUGAUAUCACAGUCGAAAUUGCUCAAGCCUUAGAAUGCAUGGAGAAGCUGAUUGGGAACCAAAGGGUGCAUCCACAAGUGAAAGAGAUAUUGCCCCGUACACAGCUGGCCAACGGUGACCAAGAGAUUCACUCCUCGAAAUUGUCAAAUGACUCCUACUGUCCUGAACUUUCGUCAGUAUCCGAUCAAGCACGAUUCGAAAGUUUCGCCAUAACUAUGCCAAAGAGUCUGUUAUAG
Molecule: messenger RNA, 282 nt
Organism: Penicillium brevicompactum
Lineage: Eukaryota; Fungi; Ascomycota; Eurotiomycetes; Eurotiales; Aspergillaceae
Exons: 3
Coding region: 1-282 (93 amino acids)
Source: RefSeq, a predicted model, not a curated record